Messenger RNA from Durio zibethinus, 2282 nucleotides. RefSeq names its product coleoptile phototropism protein 1-like. Lineage: Eukaryota; Viridiplantae; Streptophyta; Magnoliopsida; Malvales; Malvaceae. The record is from RefSeq and is a predicted model, not a curated record.
UCCUCCCCUUGACUUUAUAUAGGCUGCUUAAUCAUUCUGAUUAGGAAAUAUAUAAUGACCCAAUGGAUUCUCUGAUUCUCAUGAUAUUCCAAGUGAAAAUUUUAUUUACAGCUGUACCUUUCCUCACAAUCAUGAUCAUCACCAAAUAUCCAACUUUAAGGAUUUGUCAGAAAAAUCUGUCAGGUCUCUCAUCCACUACUGAAAACAAAAUCUCCUAUUAAUUCGGGGCUUUUGGUUUUCUAAUUAGUUGGACAAAUUGCUCAAUUCUAUGCUUUACAUUGGGAUGACAGCGAGGUAGAAAGUAGGAAGGUUCGGAUUUUGUAUAGGCUUUGAUGUCAUGUAGAGCGCGUGGCGAUCCAGCUGCAACCCAAAACACCAUGGAAGAGAGAGGGAGAGAUAUCAGUUUCAAGUCACUUUCACUGUAACGUGGUGAUCAUAAUUAACUUUGUUUUCCUCAUGCUGAACCAGGGAAUAAGUUCGUGUGGUGUCACUAAAUGGAAUAUUUUAGCAUUUAAAGGAACUUGUCUUCACUCUCUCCCUCUCUUAGCCAUCUUCACCUUCACCUCAGCCUCCCAACGGCUGGAGAUAGAAAACCCUCGAUCUCAAUCCUCAAAUAUCACUUUUCCCAUCAGGUACAAUUCUUUUCCCCAAAAAGACCAGUGUUAUCUAUUGCUUUUUCCUCUCCAACCGACAAAAGUUUCAAGGGUAUUUUAGUCAGUUUUCCUGGCAUAUUCUACUCAAGGCCAUGUUGCGUAGGACCCAUUACUGUCCACGUUUGCUUUUAUCUUCCACAGGUAAAUCUAAAAUGAAAUUCUUCUCAAAUUACAUCGCUGCAUAAAGGUACUGCUUCCCCUCAAUUCUCUCUUGUGUGUACUGUUAAAGCCAUGAUGAAGAAGCUGGCCUUGCAAGAUUCUAUCACAUUUCCUGGAAAACCAACCCAAUCCACAGCUGAAUGCUGGUUUGACGAUGCAUGUAUCCUGGAUAUGGACUACUUUGUCAAGACCAUCUCAGGCAUUAAGGCCAAGGGGGUCCGUCCUGACUUAAUAGGCUCAAUCAUAGCGCAUUAUGCAUCAAAAUGGCUACCUGACCUAUCCAGCGAUGACGCCGGAAAGGGUCCUACGAAUUUUGAAGAGUCAUCACCGGAGACUGUUACAGCUUCAUGGAUGAAAAAGAGAUUCUUUGUUGAAACCUUGGUGGGAAUUCUGCCUCCUGAGAGAGAUUCCAUUCAUUGCAACUUCCUUUUACGCCUUCUUCGGACAGCCAACAUGGUCGGCGUAGAGCCUACCUAUAGGGCUGAGCUCGAGAAAAGGAUUUCUUGGCAGCUUGACCAAGCUUCACUGAAAGAGCUCAUGAUUCCGUCGUUUAGUCACACUUGUGGCACUCUGUUAGAUGUCGAGCUUGUUACAAGGUUGGUUAAGAGAUUUGCUAGCCUGGAUGAAGGAGCUAGAAGUGGUGUUGCUUUGGUUAAAGUAGCCAAGCUUGUGGAUUGCUACUUAGCAGAAGCAGCCCUGGAUACCAAUUUGAGUUUGGAUGAGUUUAUUGCACUUGCUGGAGCUCUUCCUGGCCAUGCCCGUGCCAUGGAUGAUGGCCUCUACCGUGCCAUUGACACUUAUAUGAAAGCACACCCUGGUGUCUCAAAGCAAGAUAGGAAGGUUCUUUGCAGAUUAAUAGACAGCCGAAAACUCUCACCGGAAGCAUCCCUCCACGCAGCUCAAAAUGAACGUUUACCUGUUCGAGCUGUAAUUCAAGUGUUAUUCUCGGAACAAUCCAAGCUCAACCGACAUGUAGAUUGGAGUGGUUCGUUUAGUGGAACAAGGAGUCCGAACCCGGGACUCGAACCCCCAGCUCGCUGCCUGUCUAAACGUGAAAUGAACGCUCAACAAAUGGAGAUAAAGAAGCUAAAAGAAGACCUGCUCAAGGUCCAAAGCCAAUGCCUUGCCUUGCAAAUGCAAAUGGAGAAAAUAAUGGAUAAGAAGAAAGGGUUUUUCAGGUGGAGGAAGCUUGGAAUCAUGCCUUCGUUUAAGAGUAGCGUGAGCGUUUUUGAGAAGAUUGAAGAAGGAGGAGAAGGAGAUGUUAGUUUUGGCAGGCAAACACCCAUGGAUAUGAAAGCAAAGCUUGUUCGAGGUAGGACUCCUCCCAAGUGGAGAAAAUCCAUGUCUUGAAAAAGAAGUAGAACUCCAAAUUAAUUUGCUGUUGCAUUUGAUGCUGUUAUAUAUACAUAUAUAUAUAUGUAUAUAUAUGUUAUUUUGUAUGUUUGUUUUUGUCUUUGUAUUAUUCUAAUA